Messenger RNA from Saprolegnia parasitica CBS 223.65, 3156 nucleotides. RefSeq lists its product as hypothetical. Bases 42 to 3092 code for a protein of 1016 amino acids. NCBI's taxonomy places the organism in Eukaryota, Oomycota, Saprolegniomycetes, Saprolegniales, Saprolegniaceae. The transcript is spliced from 14 exons. The record is from RefSeq and is a predicted model, not a curated record.
AAUUUCUCGCCCACUUGCGCAGAGGUUUCAACAAGGUUGUGAUGGGCCGACGUGUGCUCGUGGCCGCCGUCGCCGGCGCAGCCCUCGCCGCGCAAAGCAGCGAGCCGACCAUGAGCUAUGGCUUUAGCGCCUGCGUCAACAACAAGCGGACGCUCUACUACUACACGCCGACGGCGCUCACGUGCCCGGCGAAUGGCAGCAGCACGCCCUUCACGCUCAACCCACCGGUGCACAAUCUCGACUGCACGGUACCAUGCGGGCGUGGCGCUGUCCUCGGGGCCAACUUUUCAGGGCCCGUGCCUGUCUCGGGCUGCGAGCCUUGCGCGAAUGGCUCGUACUCGCUCGGCGGCGGAAACCUCUACAGCGCAGCGACGGGCGCGUGGCAGACGCCGCUCGCGCCAGAGUUCUUCACAGAGUGUUUGACGCGCGACAUCUUCUCUGGCGACUGGGUCAACAACUGCAACCCGUGGGUCGCCGAUGUCUCUGGCGCGUACGUGCACUCGGGCAACAACUCGGACAUCCUGGAGCAGUACUCGGCGACCGUGCUCUACUCGAUUCUGCGGCUCGGCCUCUCGUUUGUGAAGAACGGGUCGGUCACGUUCCAGUACAAAGUGGAUGCCGAGGCGCCGUACGACGGCCUUGUCUUCACGCUUGACGGCGACACGCGUCUCUCGCUCGUCUCGACGACCGGCGACUGGGUCGAGAAGACCUUUGCUGUGUCGGCCGGCGCCCAUACGCUCACGUGGCAGUUUACAAAAGACUACAACGGCGACUCGGGCAAGGACAAGGCGAUGCUUCGCGUGGUCGAAGUUCUCGGCACGGCGUACGCUGACACGUCGUGCCACCCGUGCAGCGGUCUCAUGACGCGCCGCAGCAGCGCCCAGUGCCGCAUCUGCGACACCAACCAGUAUGCGUCGACGACAACCAAUGGCACGUUUGCUUGCAUGCCGUGCCCACGCAACACGUAUGCGCGGGCGGGCUCCAUUGGCGUCGGCGCGUGCAUGGCGAGUCGGCCCUGUGCACUGGCCGAUGUCGCGGCUGUCUACACCCCGUGCGUGCACAACCUUCGAAAUGUCACGCGCUCGUGGGCGGUGCCGAUGACAUGCAACGCGUCCCUGCCCGACGCGAUCGCGCUGCCGGCCAGCAACGUCAACAUGGACUGCGGCAGCUGCUCGUCGGGCUACUACACAGACGACACUGGCGUCUGCAUGACGUGUCCGGAUGGCAAGGUCAUCGACCCCAACGGCACGCUCGUCGAAGUCAACGGAUCGGCGUCGGCCAGCAACACCAUGUGCACGACGUGCGGUAUCGGGAUGGUGGCGGUGCGCAGUCUGUCCUUUGGCGGCGCGACCCGCCGGCUCUGGGGCGCGUGGCCAAGCGUCGUCAACAACCAAACCGCCAUCGCAAACGGGUGGAAGCUCACGGAGCUCGGGAUCACACGCGACUUGUCGCCAAGUGCGCAGCCUUGGACGGGCACGUACCCGCUGGACUUUGUGACGUCGCAAGUGCACAAUGGGACGCUCAGCCUCAACUAUACGCUGAGCAACCUUCCAAGCGAUCCGCUCAUCGGUCGCGCGUGGCUAGAGCUCUUUAUCAACAGAGACCCGACCGUGCUCUCGCAUGCCUCGAUGAACGGCAGCUUCUUUGUCCAAGUGCCCAUUCCGCUGCGGCUCGAUGGCAACAGCACGCUUGUUGUGUCAGUUGUCUGGCGCACAAGCAACGCGGCCGUUUCCAAGGUGGCGACCAUGACGAUCGGGGCGAUCGGGAUUUCGGGCACGGCGACGGGCGGCGCCGCGCUCUGCGACGCGUGUCCGCUCGGCUACGGACCGAAUGCCAACCAGUCAUUCUGUGUGCCAUGUCCCUCGGGCACCUACUCGCAAGUCUAUGCCAACGGCUCGGUGACCUGUGAGCCCUGUCCGCACAACACCUACUCAAACGGUCAAGCCGCCCGCUGCCUCCCAUGCGGGACCAACACGUACAGCGGACCAGGCUCGACGGUGUGCGUCGCGCCGGCGAAUUUAGUCGACGAGGCGAACAACAUUACGUACAACCUCGGGAAUCUGCAGCGCCUUGUCGCGCCCGACGACAACACGACCGAGCCGUUCAUUACAAACGCGACGGUCGCGCUGAGCACGCAGCUGUCGAUUGAUCCGUCGCACAGCGUUAUGCUUGGUGUCUUUCGACCCGUCUCGCCGCAGUUCAACAAACAGUCGACGCUCGUUGUCUCGUCCGUCUUGGCCAACUCGUACAACCAAGUGCUCGUGGGGUCGCCCCAAGCGUACGUCGUCGGACUCACCAUCACCAACACGAACGAAGCGGGCGGUACCUUUCUCUACAACACGCCAAACAUGGGCCUCGUGCAAUGCACCGUGCCAUCGAAGUACAAUGUGGUCAACGGCGGCGGCAAAAUGGACCUCUCGAUCCUGCCAAAGGGCGGCGGCGUUCGCGCCGUGUACUCGCACGGCUCGCUCUGUGUAACAGACGAUGCAACUGCGACCUACUAUGCGACCACCAUCGACUAUGUGUGCAGUCCCACUGCGAGCGCAACGACGGUCCCGGUGCUCGUCAACUCGACUGCGUGCUCGUCGUAUGCGACGUGGAAGUCACCCGCGGCGUGCCCUCUCUGCACCACGACGCUCUUCACGCAGUCGCGAUCGCAGUGCUCUGGCGGCUCCCAAGUCGUCACAUCGACGUCGGCGUUCGCCUGCGUCGGUGGCGAGGCACCGCCAACAACAGCGAUCCAGACCUGCUCGGACAUCGUCUUGGACAAGGACACGGCCGCGAUGGCCGCUGGUGUCGUGCUGCUCGUUAUCUUCCUCGUCGUCGGUCUUCUUGUCGGUCUCGUCAUCGUCUGGCGCCGCUACAAACACACGAUGCAAGAGUUUCUGUAUCUCAAGGGUCAAAUGAAGUCGGGGCUACUGGACGGCGGCAGUUCGCGGUCGUCGGACGGCACCUUUGAGUUUGCAUCGCGGGACACUGCAGUCGGAUCACCACCAAGUCACUUGCAAGCAGCCCGCGACGAAGAGAACGACGUUGAGGAGGAAAUCGAUCUCGGCCCCAAGCCAAAGCCUGCGACCACGGUGACCAUGUAGUAGUUGCUAUGGUGUUAUGCACGACGACCUUUGAUUUCUCGUUGGCGUUUUGUGAACCCGACGG